Paecilomyces variotii is the source of this 2331-nucleotide messenger RNA. RefSeq lists its product as hypothetical. The transcript has a single exon. NCBI's taxonomy places the organism in Eukaryota, Fungi, Ascomycota, Eurotiomycetes, Eurotiales, Thermoascaceae. The coding region runs from base 213 to 2252 and encodes 679 amino acids. The record is from RefSeq and is a predicted model, not a curated record.
AAACCUACUCUCUUCGUUUCUGACAACUCUCCUCUACUUCUUCUCGGUUCUUCUCUUCUCUCUACGUCCUUUUCCUCACUCCCCUCGUCAUCAGGGGUUCAAGCGUGCCGUGAAGUGGCCAGGACGUGAGGAGGGCUCCUGCUCCCUUCAUCGCUAUUUUAUCCUUUACAACCGUCCACUUCUAUUGAGAGCGCGUUUAUCUGAAGGUCACAAUGAAGUCUGGCUCAAUGACCUGGGAUGAUGUGGGCGUGACAAUCCAGGGGCUCCUCUUUCUUGGGUGCCUCUGUUGGAGGUUUUCGGAGUACAUCCAAAACCUCCUGCCACUCGCCCACAUCGUGGCCAAAGUGGUCAAAUUCGCCUUUCUUGGGCCGACGCUGCUCUCGUUGGACUGCGUCAUGAUCACGGUGUCGGAACUGGCCUCGAUUCGUCGCGACACGCAGCUUACCAUCAAAUUCGAAAGCCUGGUUACCAGGCUACGAAUGAGACUGGAGCAGACAACAUGCGUGCGGGCAAUCGCCGCGAUGUAUAACUUUGUCCUUCCCCCGUCCCACGUGCCGCCAAUCUUGCGGGUUCUUUGUGGUUUGUUCGUCUGCGUCUGCAUAUAUCCCCUCGCCCUGUACUUGGCGUAUUACGCCUGUGGGCUGAGUGAGGGUAUCUUGUCAAAGCAUGCAGAACUGUCGCUACGUUGCAUGGAAAUUUAUUCCACGUACGACAGCCUUCCAUACUGGACCCGCCGACAGCGGAUGGAGACUUCGUUUUGCUUCGGGGAAGAAGCUGGUCUCGAGUUGCAGGCUUGCCUGCAGGACAUCGCCAAUGCCGUAAUCAGCUUCAUGGAGAACUCCCUCAUGUCGACGCCUGCUUUGGCCUUUGUCGUUUUCUGCCUCGCCUGUCUCUUCUCCCUGUUCCAUUCUGUCUGGACAGCCAAGCCAAACCCCUCUGCUUCAACAGCCAUCGAACCGAGUCUGUAUGCGGUACGGGCCGCAGAGAUUUCUGCUCUGCGGUCCGCCAAGUAUAAACUCGGGGUCCAGGUGGCCCAGUUGAAUCGAGAAUUGAAGACGGCAUAUGACCGGCUGACCCAUGCCAAUGUCAAAUACGCGGCAAUGCUCGACAAAGCCAACAAGGCAGACGCGUCCUGGAUGUCUCUUGUCAAGAUCAACGCAGGGCUCCGAACCAAUGUAAAUUGGCUCGAAGAGCGCCUGUCCAAGGCCCAAGACGACGCGGUACAGACGCUGACCGACCAAGUGGCGCGACUCACGCAGCAGCUCGCCAACAGCCAGGAGGGCGUCGACAGCGCCAACAGUGAGCUUGGCUCACUCAGGAACACUCUCCAGGCCCAGGCAGAGCAACUGGCAGCCACAGAGAAGCGUCUGCAAGAGACCCAGGACACAGCUGAGAAGGCUUCCCGGGAAGUCCAAACACUUGCCGCCGCCAAGAUUACCGAUCUCACCUCCCAGUACGACAACCUCAGGUUGUCAUACGACAAUAUGGUCGAGAGACUCUCUAUCCUGGAAUCAGUCAGGCAGGAGCGAGAUGACGCCGCGGCACGGGUCAUCGCCCUCCAGAGAGAGCUGGAGUCGACUAAGCAGAUCGCGGACGAGGCGUACAAGCAGUGGGUGCGCGCCAUAGAGGCUGCACAGGAGAGGGAACGGGCUCUCAGCCAGCAUUUCCAGGCGGUCCAGAGCGCCUUCGAAGAGCAAUGCCGCGCUGGUCAAGAAAAGGCGGUUGCCGACGCCAUGUCCCAGGCGAAGGCAUCUGCCACCAUGGCAUUCCAGGCGGAGCGGGAGGAGCUCCGUCGGCAACUCAAGAAGGCGCUCUUGGAUGCGCAGACGGGCCAGCAACAGGCCCAGAAUCUGAAAGAGGAGGUCGAAAACCUCCAGCUUGAUCUGGCUCGUUUCGGGGUCUCCUUCGGGAGCAGCCAAUCCAUCCCCGAACGCAAGGCAGCCAAUCCGUCCUCGACCCUAGUCCGAGGCAGCAUCAAAACUGCCCUCGAAGACCGGGACGUCAAAAUCCAAGCCCUCGAGCACGAAGUCGAGGAGCUUCGGAAGAAGUCCCGCGAGGGACUGACGGAUACGCGGCUGAAGGCUGUGGCCGACAAGCUGGGGAAGGACCUGAAGGAGGAGAAGGCCGCUCGAACCAACGACCAACUCCGCUGGCACAAGCAGCUCCAGGAGCUACAAGAAGAGAACCGGAAGCUCCGGAUUUCUCUUUCCAAUGCGGAGUCGGCUCUUGGUCGUCGACGGACCUCUAAAUGAGGCCGGGCAAGACGAGCUGGCUUAUGAUUCUCGUGGGGUCGAUCCUAUUCCUACGCGCAAAUCUAGGUGAAUUCCUAGA